GCAAUCCUCACCCGCCGCGCGUUCCGAUUCUCCACGGCCGUCGUAGACCCGACUUCAGCCAAAAUACCCUAUGGAGAUUGUCGUCCACUUCAGGCGUCCAUUCUCCAAAUUUAUAGCAUUCUGCCGCGUCAGCUCUCGGUACGAUUCAACAAGCUUUGUCCAAGAAAGACCAAGAAACCAGAUCUGCCGGAAAGCAACCAUUGCCCGUGAGGCUGAUCGCUACCACCUGGGCCGAUAUCCAUCUGGUAGCUUCAGGGCAUCCGGGAAUACUUCCGGUGCUCACACAACUCUUGCUCGCUUUCGAGGGACGUUCUCUCAGGUUCAGACUCAGAUUAUGAGCUGUGUCGGAAUUCUUUGUGUCUGGUCAAAGACAUGUCAUUGCGUGACAUGUCUUGUUUCUGACUUUUGUUUGCUAACUCCUUUCCAGCAUUUGCCACUCACUUAUCCCCCAGUGACAGUCUCGUGGUCUAUUCCAGAAGACCCUUGAGGUGGCCUCGUUUACCACCCGGGCCGGAGACGAUCAUACCUUCUACACAGUUCCCGGCUACAUCAUGAAAAGUUCUCAUGGCUUCUUAAUUCCCGCGCUCCGCAAAUAGGAAUGAUACGCACAUCCUGACGAAUACCACCCGUGUGGUAUCAUGGCACUCACAAGGUGUGCCCAGCUUGGUGGCAUUUAUCGUUUUCAAGACCACCUUUUCCGAUGGCCUUACAUCAAUAUUUUUAUUUCAUAUUCGCUUGUCACCCUACCGCAUGUGCCUGCAAGGUCCAGUGCCACCACGGGAACAGCAACCUGUCCUAGAUGGCUUCCUCGCCCUCGCUGGCCCCUAUUCUCAAAAACUAGGCCUCGACUGUCUAGUUUGUCCCUCAUACAACAAGUGUCAUGUUGUCAAUCUCUAUAUAAGCUCCAUGACCUCUCGUGUUUUCUCUUGCGGGUUUCCUUAUCUAUAUAGGUAGAUCAAAAGCUCUCGCCAGCCAUGAAGCUUUCUGUUACCAUCCUUGCCGCCUACCUGGGCUUGGCAGCGGCCCACGGCGAUCAUGAAGGCCAACAUAUUCCCAAGAUUUUGGGUGGGAGAAAGUUUCUCUCUGAGAUGGGUGCUCGCCGUAGGUGGUCCCAGGGUGUCCAACAGCCCAAUGUGAUCAAAAGGUACCCACCAUCCCCCAAGCCUCAGCAUCACGCCGACAAACGACAAGAAAACACCAGCGGCAAAUGUGGCGCCAGUGGUGGAAGCUGCGCGGCAGGUUACUGUUGCUCGGCCGAAGGAUGGUGUGGAAGAGGCAUUGACUAUUGCUCUGCCCCUGAUUGCCAGCUGAACUACGGCCCUGGUUGCGACGGGAACAAAAAGCCAAGUGGCCCGGAUACCUCCGGAGUUGCUCGCCCAAAGCUUGGAAACGUCUUGUAUGGCGGAGCUGGUAUUUACGACUGCGUCACAUCGGGAGAUAUUGCCCUAACAUUUGAUGACGGGCCAUACCUCUAUACAAACGAUCUGUUAGAUAAGUUGAAGAGCUAUGGAGCCAAAGCAACAUUCUUCCUCACCGGAACGAAUAUUGGUAAAGGCAUGAUCAACGAUCCUGCCACGCCGUAUCCCGCCAUAAUCAAGAGGAUGCAUGCCGAGGGCCACCAAAUUGCCAGCCACACUUGGUCUCACCAGAACGCAAGUCAAAUGACCAAUACCCAGUUCACCAACCAGAUGGUGUGGAAUGAGAUUGCGCUCAACUCGAUUCUUGGAUUCUUCCCAACUUACAUGAGACCGCCGUAUUCCAUCUGCCAACGGGAAUGUCAAAACAUCCUCUCCACCCUCGGCUAUCACACCAUCUACUUCAACCUCGACACGGCCGGCUACCUAAACGACAGCCCCCGCGCAAUCCAGACGAGCAAGAACAUCUGGGAUGACGCCAUCGAAGGCUCCGACCCAGAAACAGACAGCUUCCUCCAGAUCGAACACGACAUCCACCAGCAAAUCGUCUACAACCUCACCGACUACAUCCUCACCUCUCUGUUCUCCAACGGCUACCGAGCCGUCACGGUAGGUGAAUGCCUAGGUGACCCGCCAUCAAACUGGUACCGUGCUGGUCCGGCCUCGUCGUCACCCUCAUCAUCACCGUCAUCGGCAGCUGUGCCCACCAGAACAACAAUCUCUGUUGCCCCGACAAGAACGGGCGCAAGCACAGAUGGUACCUGCGGAAACGGCAUCACGUGCGCGGGGACCAGAUGGGGAGCCUGCUGUUCCGCCUCUGGGUUCUGCGGGGUGGGCGAGGAGUACUGCCAGUUGGGCAACGGGUGCCAGGCAGCGUGGGGGAGGUGCGAUGGUGAUGCUCCUGCUGUAAGCAGCAGUUCUUCUCGGACGAGUAUCAGUACCCGGUAUGUCAUCAGCAGCACCAGCACAGCAACCAGCACACGUACGAGCAUCAGUACCCGAUCUGUUAUCACGAGCACGGCGAGGAGUACGAGUACUACCACGAGCUCCCGUAGUAGUGUCAGUACGCGGUAUGUGAUUAGCAGCACGAGCACGAGCACCAGGAGGAGCACGAGCACGAGUACAUCAAGAAGCACGUCAACAUCCGCCACGAGAACCAGAACCACUUCAACUACAACAUCCACCAGACCAACCUCCACCCCCGGCCUCGCCAUCAGUGAAGAUGGUCUCUGUGGUCCAGAGAACCAACAGACGUGCGAGGGGAGCGAGUUUGGGACCUGCUGCGGGCCGUCGGGGAGGUGCAGCUCGAGUAGUAUUGCUUGUUUGGCGAUUUUGGGGUGUCAGGAGAGGUAUGGGAGGUGUGUUUAACUUUCAGGUUUGCUUUUUCUUUUUCCAAAGUGUAUAGUUGUCGGAAGUGGGUAGUUGCACGUGGACAUUAUAUAAUUUCUGCUGGUAUAAAACGAUGUACUAUGCAAGUGUGAGUGGAAUAGGAAAUUGGAAAAUGGUGUGGUUCGGUGUGUGUAAAAGUAGGUUGGUAAGGUAGAUGGUUGCCUGCUCUUGUGGAGGAUUCGGUGAGAUGACUGGAUGCCAACAAGGAAGAGAGAUGAGGUUGCUGCCUGCGAGAACACGUGUUGUGGAACUGGGUACAAUGGAGAAAAAAUGAUGUUGAUGGGACGAUGUGAGGGAGGACAACAGAUCGCGGGUGAAGACCCGAGGGGGGAUGCUGUGUUACGGCUUACGGGGUGAUGCACAUCAUGCUGCUAACCGGGAGGGGGAUUACAC
Podospora bellae-mahoneyi is the source of this 3197-nucleotide messenger RNA. RefSeq lists its product as uncharacterized. The transcript has 7 exons. The coding region runs from base 975 to 2783 and encodes 602 amino acids. Gene Ontology annotation, molecular function: chitin binding; hydrolase activity, acting on carbon-nitrogen (but not peptide) bonds. Gene Ontology annotation, biological process: carbohydrate metabolic process. Lineage: Eukaryota; Fungi; Ascomycota; Sordariomycetes; Sordariales; Podosporaceae. The record is from RefSeq and is a predicted model, not a curated record.